Molecule: messenger RNA, 2225 nt
Organism: Aaosphaeria arxii CBS 175.79
Lineage: Eukaryota; Fungi; Ascomycota; Dothideomycetes; Pleosporales
Exons: 1
Coding region: 436-1932 (498 amino acids)
Cellular component (GO): catalytic step 2 spliceosome
Source: RefSeq, a predicted model, not a curated record
CUCUCACGCUUUGAUUUGUGUUUCGCAUGCUAGAUUGAUUGACCCGUAUUCUUCAAGGCUGUUACUUCAUGCCUUAUUCAUAUUAAUUGUGGUUUUAUUUCUUUGAUGUUGAAUAUGCGAAAAAAGAUGUCAUUGACUGCCACAUCCCACAUCGAUAGGGCUGAAGGCGGUGAGGGAGAUCGCCAAAUCUUGGCAGAUUGAUUGUUGAACCUCGAAUCCGUGGUUGAUCUUGAAGGAACAAACAAGAACAACAAUAGCUAAUAUUUGACACCACUCUUACGGAACUCUCAAGUCACCAAGAGACAGCUAUGGUCAUACUCGAAUGACCAUACGACACACGCUCGGCCUCUGCGAACACGCGCGACACCUCAACCAUAAUCGCACCCCCGACCUCUCGACUUCCUACGCACGUCACUGCCUACACAUCUAUCCACCAUGUCAACCUCUGAGCCCUCAAAUGCUGUCGCAAAACGGCCAGCCUCAGGCGCUCUCAUGGCACCGCCACCAGCGCCCAAGAGGAUUAAGCGCCCUGCCAUUGUCCUCGACGACGACACCUACAGCGACGCCGUUGCGCACAUAAUCCGGCGCGACUUCUUCCCCGGCCUCGCAGAGACAGACGCACAGAGAGAAUACCUGAAUGCGUUGGAGAGUGGCAACAAGGCAUGGAUUCGGGAGUCUGGAAAGACGCUCACCAGCGUCAUGACUCCGGGGCCAAAAGCACAAGUACGGGCUCAACGAAGGACUGUGGGAGACGGUGGAUUUCGGGGAAGCACACCGGUAGGAAGAGCAGGCGAAACACCAAAAGGCUGGGUAGGAGAUACGCCCGUGACAGUCGCAGGAACAGAAAUCGACGAUGAGGAGAAAGCAAAUCAAGAGAAGCGACCCGAUGUCGAUCUCAACCUCAGCUUGAGCGCAUUCCAAGCGAAAUACAUAUCUGAAGACCAAGAGUCCUUCUCCAAGAUCCUGGACCGCCAGAACGCCAAACGGUUCGAGAAGAACGCAUGGAUGCGCAACGGCAACAUCCACCCCUCGAAGCAACGCAUCGCGCAGCACAAGGCCAUCGAAGCCGCCAAACAGCGCUCUGCCUCCCAAGCCCUCACCGUCCGCCCGUCCCAAGACCUCAACGACCGCCCCGCAGCACCGACAACGCACAAACACACGGCCUUCAACUCCCUCAUGUUCGCCCCGGACUCGGUGGAAGACUGGGCGCCCACGCGCGCACAGAACGCCGAAGCUGCGUCGCUGGCUCCCCCGAAGGCAGUCGUACACCACAACACACGCCUCCCAGACCCAGAUCCCAACGUCCCGGCGCGGCCGCCCUCCCCAACAAUGUCUGCGGUCCGGGACGCCGUGGCAGGGCGCCCGCGGCUCUCGAACAGCGAGGCAGGAUACACAGGGAGCGAGACGCCGCGGGUGAACGGGUACGCAUUCGUCGACGCCGUUGGGCCCGAUCAAGACAGCGACAGCGACGACGCACCAACCGACCUCCUCGAGCGCCUCGGCGCAAAGGCGAACCCAAGUCCCUUCACGAUAUCCGACUCACAGCGGCGGGAGAGACUGCACCACAAGAUGGUCGACCGCAUCAACCACAACCAUAAGAACAACUACGACUCUGGCGGGGACACGAAGACCGGGCUAGGCAGGUUCGGAAACGACACGCCCAAGUUCCUGACCGCGCCGACGCCCAGGGUGGCGGGUGGUGGUGGUGUACUGGCGGGCGGUAUGACGCCCGGCGCGAAGAGGAAUCUGGGGAAUUUGACACCCGCUGCGCAGAGGUUGUUUCAACGUGUAGGUGGUGGUAGUACUGGCGGUGCUGUUGGUAGUAGUGGACGAUCGGGCACGACGAGGAGCGGAGCUACGAAGGGUGGGUUUGGGGGCACGUCGAGUCGGGACUGGACGCCCACGCCGAAGGUGAGGAGGAAGGGGCAGUGAUUGCUGUUUGGAUGGCUCGCUUGGCUUCUGGAUGUUGGAGAUGUUAUGACUAGACUGAUCCAAGGAGAAGUAGAGUAUAGAAGAGGAGAGAAAGACUUAUAUACCCCCUAUUCUUAGUUAUACAAACGACGACGACGACCCGCCGAAGUGCUCGGAUCGGGCGUCCUUUUUCUAUGUUAGAAUUCAAGAUCAGCAUUUUUGGGUUUUGAUAUUUUCAUGUUACGUUGUAUUGCGUUUUUGAUGUCAAGUCUGAUUGAUUAUCAAAGUGAUGUGAUGAUCGGAGAUCAUAUCAG